This is a messenger RNA of Daldinia caldariorum, 830 nucleotides long. RefSeq names its product Tom22-domain-containing protein. The coding region runs from base 1 to 636 and encodes 211 amino acids. The record is from RefSeq and is a predicted model, not a curated record. NCBI's taxonomy places the organism in Eukaryota, Fungi, Ascomycota, Sordariomycetes, Xylariales, Hypoxylaceae. Gene Ontology annotation, cellular component: mitochondrial outer membrane. The transcript is spliced from 3 exons. Gene Ontology annotation, biological process: intracellular protein transport.
AUGAAUUCUUUAUCGAAUUUUGAAGAUUUUCCUCCAAGUCCUCCAAUUCCUCCUACUCCUCCCAAUUCUCCAGUCACUCCGGCUCAAGACCAGCACACAGAACUUGACCUACGAUUAUUAUUCUUCCACGGCAACGGAAACGGGAACGGAAACAACGUAGAUAUCAUCCCAAUGGUUCAGCUUACAGAAGUUAUCGACGAGCACUUCCAGGAGGGUCAGCUCGGUCCUGAUGAGGACGAAGAUUUCACUGACACAGACUCUGAAAUCUCGACCGAGUCUGACUAUGACCCUUCUAGCGAAACCCUCGCUGAGCGCCUGUAUGCGCUUCGCGACAUAAUCCCACCUCACACCCGCACCUCGAUCGCCAAUAAGGUCAAUGCAACAACUAGCGCAGUCUCAAGCUUCUUCUCCUUCAGCGGAAAGAGUCUUUGGGUGAUUAGCACUUCUGCGCUGAUCCUGGGUGUCCCGUGGGCUCUGGCCUGGGCUGAGGAGCAACAAGUGAUGGAAAUGGAAAAGGAAAUGAAGAUGCGCGAGAUGGGCGGAGAGAUCCUAACAGCCGGCGCCAGCGGUCCCAACUCUUCGACGGCCCAGCAGGUCGGCGCGGCGCUCGACCGAGAAGCAAAGCCCGCCCUGUAAAGCGUGGCCAGCAUCAAAAUAACUCAUAUGUGAUAUACUCUAUUCGGAGAUAUGCACUACGCCAUGGUCUACUGUUAUCCAUAGCCAAGGCUUGGCCUUAUUUGGCAACCAGUCUUCUUACUCCCUCUACUCGAAAUGAUAGGGCAAUGCGAGGCGUAACUACAAUUACUGGCUCUCGAGACAAGCACACAUCU